Molecule: messenger RNA, 1037 nt
Organism: Coregonus clupeaformis (lake whitefish)
Lineage: Eukaryota; Metazoa; Chordata; Actinopteri; Salmoniformes; Salmonidae
Product: extracellular superoxide dismutase [Cu-Zn]-like
Exons: 2
Coding region: 180-815 (211 amino acids)
Biological process (GO): removal of superoxide radicals
Molecular function (GO): copper ion binding; superoxide dismutase activity
Source: RefSeq, a predicted model, not a curated record
CCCUUACUGCUGUUGUCCGUUCAUGUCACGGAGACCUUAGCCCGGUGCACUUAAUCGAACUCCCUCAAGAUUGACGGGCACUAUCUCUGCAAAGUUUGUGUGACAACCUCGAUGGUUUAUUCCGACAAUUGUCAAGAAUUGUGAUUACGCCAGACAGGUUACACAAAAUAGCUAGGGCCAUGCCUUUAUUUCAUCCAACACUUCUGUUGGUUCUGGUAAGCUUCCAAGCCUGCUCUACACACAGCCAGGAGGCUGCCUCCAACAUGGCCCCACCAGAGGCCAUUGAGUAUAACAGAACCGUCUAUGCAGUCUGCAAAAUGAGACCCAGCACCAAGCUAGGCCAAGGUCUAACUAAGGUGUACGGACAGGUGCUGUUCAAGCAGGAAUACCCUGAGGGGACCCUCAAAGUCCUCUUUCUUCUCCAUGGUUUCCCCAGUCAGAGUGAUCAUCAGCCAAAAGCUGUCCACAUCCACCAGUACGGGGAUUUCAGCGAGGGCUGCGAUUCCACAGGCGGUCAUUACAACCCUUACAGGGUCCCCCAUCCCCGCCACCCAGGAGACUUUGGGAACUUUGUGGUCCACCAGGGGAGGGUUCACAAGUUGACUGAAUCGGAGGCCACUCUGUUCGGGGGGCCGUCGGUGCUGGGGCGGGCGGUGGUGGUCCAUGAGAAGGCAGACGACCUAGGCCAGGGUGGUGAUGCAGGGAGCCUGCUACAUGGUAAUGCUGGGCGGAGGCUGGCGUGCUGCGCCAUCGGGAUGAGCAGUCCCAAACUGUGGGAUAAGCACCAUCAUCGACAGCAGAGAAGAAGGGGAUGAGAAUCGUAGUUUAUUCUUCUCUUUUCUUUUUUCUGAGCUCACCACCUUUCAUCAGAGGACAACUUAAUUUCAAAGCUUUAUUUUUUCCAGUUCUAAAUUACAAAAAGGUUUCCUUCUCCUUUAAAGUCAUGUUUAUCUUUUAUUUUAAGGGAUAGGACCGGUUUACCAUAGCUGAUAGCAAUUAAUGUAUCUUGUAUUAAAAAUAACUUUUAAAGACCUUUA